AUGCAGCUGCCCACCCCCGCCGGAUGGUAUGUAGAAGUGCCAGACGAGGAGGACGUUGAGUUCUCGGUGCGCCAUGCCUUCAGCUUGCCCAACUACCCCGCCGUCAGCAAGGUCUUCGUCGACGGCCAGCAGGCCUGCCGCUGGGAACUGAAGGACGCGACGCCGAGGACGGACCACGGCUUCUGGUGCGAGCAGCAGGGGUCGCUCAACGCCCACGUCCAGCCCUUCAAGCUGCAGAAGGCCCAGUUUGCAGACCCGUCGUCGGCUGAGUCCGACACCACGACCGCCAGUAGUAGCAGCAGCCGCACCGACAGCGAUGGAAGCGUCGGCACCAUCAUACUGCGCGCGUGGGAGGCGGCUCCGCGAAAGAUGAGGGGCUGCCGCAGCCCCUACAGCCAGGACCCGGCCACGUUCGUCCAGCACAGCGUGGACCCGGAGAAGAAGUCGGCCUUUGUCGAUCGCGCGGUGACCGUGGGCACGCCCUAUCGGACCAACCGCCGGUGGGUGGUCUGCGCCCUCCUGCGCGGUCGGCUCCUGGUCGAGCUCAAGCUUCACUACCGCACCCGCCGGUUCUUCGACAUCAUCCGAGGCCACAUCAGGUCACGAGGAGCGCGGGACGGUUCGCGUGAGGAAGAGGAGCCACAAAGCAGCGGUCAUAUCAAACACGAACAACUGGACGCGCCCAGCACAUUCACCAGCUUCGUGUGCCGGCUCGCCCGGAAAGAGGAGAUACCCGCCGCAGCGCUGCAGCCGCUGUUGAGCGAGCUGGCUGGCCGCGGGGUGUACACGGCGCACCAGCUGCAGAGCUUGACGCGCACCCAGUGGCGGGAGAUCAUGCACGCGGCGGGCAUGCCCGUGUCCCUGGCCCGGUCGGCCAUGAAGCUGGCCAGCCCGCCACCACCCACCGAGUUCGUCAUCAUCGACGAAUAA
Molecule: messenger RNA, 930 nt
Organism: Acanthamoeba castellanii str. Neff
Lineage: Eukaryota; Discosea; Longamoebia; Acanthamoebidae
Exons: 4
Coding region: 1-930 (309 amino acids)
Source: RefSeq, a predicted model, not a curated record